Messenger RNA from Exophiala dermatitidis NIH/UT8656, 1443 nucleotides. Its product is annotated as kinesin family member 2/24. Gene Ontology annotation, biological process: microtubule-based movement. Lineage: Eukaryota; Fungi; Ascomycota; Eurotiomycetes; Chaetothyriales; Herpotrichiellaceae. The coding region runs from base 1 to 1443 and encodes 480 amino acids. Gene Ontology annotation, molecular function: ATP binding; ATP hydrolysis activity; microtubule binding. Gene Ontology annotation, cellular component: kinesin complex; centrosome; spindle. The record is from RefSeq and is a predicted model, not a curated record. The transcript has a single exon.
AUGGUGUCCCAACAACAACAUCCUUUCAAAGUCUAUGUGAGAUGGAGACCACUAAAUACAACUGAGUCUGAAUCAUCCCUGCCGGAGAUCGAGCGCAGUAUCGGCCAGGACGAAGAAAAAGCAAACCACGGGCAAUCGACAUCGAUAUCACUUUCAUCGCGUUCUACUUCCAAUAGAGUGCGGACAUGGAAGAGCGCAGCUUCAUUCACAAAGGUGUUUCCCACAACCGCCAUCAACAGGGAAGUAUAUGCGGACGUGGUGGCGCCCACGUUUCCUCACGUCAUGGAAGGUGGAGGGACGUGCAAUUUCUUUGCGUACGGCCAUUCAGGUAGUGGUAAGACGCACACAAUUUUGGGGUACGACUAUGAAGACGACCGACAUCUCGGACUGUGCCUUUUGACGGCACGCGAGUUGUUUCACGCAAUCGACGAGCUCAGCAAGGACUCGGAGGAAAUGACCCCAGGAGGAACGGAAGGACAGACUGAGUGUGUGGGAAAGGAGAAACUAGGCGUGGCAGUCCGGCUGUACGAAGUUCGCGGGAAAUGCGCAUACGACCUCCUCAACAACGGCACAGAAUGUCAUGUCCGCGAGGGUCCUGAUGGCCAGACCCAUAUCCGUGGUCAAACGGAGAUCCUGGAGGACGGAAAAGUCCGAGUUCGUCCAAUCGUCGCGAGGCCAUGUUGGUCGUUUGACGAGCUUCGCAAAGUCGUCUUGGAUGGACUGCAAGAAAGAAAAACCGGGUCGUCUUCAAUCCACGACAGAAGCUCGCGUACCCAUGCUGUUCUCGAGCUCGAGGUCGUUAAUGAGUUGUUGCUGGAGGCGCGCGACGCCGUUAUCGAGCGCGAAUCCGAGCUGGUGCCGUUCGGAAAGAAAGCGACGGAUGUCUAUUUGGAGGAAAAUAAAAAGGCGUACAUCCCAUCGCCGGAAGGACGGUGGGUGCCGAACCCCGAGUAUUCGGUAGACCAACAACGGAUUGAUGCGGCCGAGGCUGAGAAGGCGAAAUACGAGGCAAGGUUGAGGGAAGCUGAGGAUGCGGUUGCCGAAUGUUUGAGGAGGCGUCAACAUCCGUGUCUAGGAGGAAAAUUUGUCUUUGUUGACCUUGCUGGAUCUGAGUUUUUUGAUCGCGCGGAUGAUGCGGUCAGAGGCGGACCGAAGCAGACUCCCCAGGAACGGCAGCAAGGGCGACAAAUCAAUUCAGACCUUUUCGCCCUGAAAGAGGUGAUACGUGCUAGAGCGCUCGGUCAAGCACGUAUCCCGUUCAGGUCUUCCCCAUUGACAAUGAUCUUGCGCAGUCACUUUGUGGCCACCGCCACUGGCAAGGGACAGGGACAGUCUGCCAUGAUUCUGACCGUGUCUCCUGCUGAGCAGCAGUUCAUAGCAACCAUGAACACGCUGAAGUAUGGUAACUUGGUUGGGGUUGCUGGUGAGACUAAGAAGAAUUGA